AAGCUCGCUUGGAUUUCAGUUAUUUUUACUCUUUCUAGCGAUAACUAUCUGAUGAAAUAAAAGUAGUUAUUUUUUGACAUAAUUUUGUACGUUUGUAGUUUUAAACCAGUAAACUUCAGUUACUUAUAAACUAAUAGUGAUUUUAUAAAACAACAGUCUAAUUUCCUUUGUUCAAAUAAAUUCAAAGUGCUUCAAGCUGAGCGACGUUGCCGUUCCGCUAUACUAGUUUUGGGACAUCGAAAAGUAAUACUUGCGUUGAUAUUUUGUUGUUUUUUCUUGUUGGCCAAAUACUUUAAUAUUAUUUCUGUGGAAUAAACAAUAAGUUAUGAUCAAGUGUCUUGAAAUGUGUAAAUCUGAACGUUCUCAAAUUUCUGAUGCAAUAACCAUUUGGCAACAGCGCACGGAAUCGGAUUGAUACCAGCCAUCUAGAUGUAUUAGCAAAGCACACGAAAUUGUGACUUAUCCACAUAAAUCUUCAGUUCAUGAGGUACUAGGGCCGCCGCGCCCGGUCGCGCACUCGGGACGGACGAAGGGGGAAUCGGCAGGCACAUACAACGACUACACGCCGCUGCUGCCCACUGCACUUAUUUAGGUGCCGAUUCACCCUCCGCUCGCAAAAAGCCCGACGAUGCAGAGAGCGGGCGCGAGGCACCCGGAUGCUAGCCCGUCCACCUCCGAGGCCAUGGAGGAGCACUACGCUACGCUCAACGAGUACCUGCAGAUGGAAUACAAGUUCCAGCCGAGACUGUGUCUGCCUAAUGAAUCAGAGAGCGGGGAAGUAACAACUGGGGCCCGCGACGGUGCGGCCCACGUGAUGCGCUGCCUCAAAGUGUGGUACGACUUGCCUACCGAAGUCCUUAUCGACGCCGUCAGCCUAUUCGACAGGUUCCUAACCAAAAUGAAGGUGCGUCCCUGCCACGUGCCGUGUAUCACAGUCGCCUGCAUGAACAUCGCCAUCGACCAACACGCGGCUCACACUAAAGAGGCCCGCAAGGUCUCUGUAGAGGAGCUGGUAUCAAUCUCCCAGUCAGCAUGCACGGCGGGCGACGUGGCUCGCAUGUCGCGCGUGGUGGUCGACAAGCUAGCACUAGCGCCUGGCACGCGCGCCGUCACCGCGCGCGACUGGCUGCGGCUGUUCGCGCACCUGCUGCAGCCGCACUGUCCCACACCACCCGAGGAAGCGGAGCUGCUGAAGCUGCUGGAGAUCGUGGUGUGCGACGCGGCGUGCGCCAACGCGCGCACGAGCGAGCUGGCGCUGGUGGUGCUGUACCACCACCUCGAGGCGCGCCUGGUGGAGCUGGCCCGCAGCGCGCCGCUGCCCGACCAAGCCUACCAGCUGUUCGAGGUCGGCGCGCAGCUGCAGCAAUACUGCCAUAUGUCGGACGCGAUGCUAGUGAGCACGCGGAGCCGCGUUCAACACGUCCUGGCGCGCUACGAAGCGCGCGCCGCCGCGCCGCAGCGCCAGCGCCUCGUGUGGCGCCUGUCCGAGCGCACGCUCAAGGUGCUGCGACCGACAGACCGCCUUGGCUCACUGCUGCCCACCAUCGAGGAACAACACUAUGCCGUGGAGGCCACGCCCAACAGAAACAGAUCCGGCAGUGAAAGUAGCGAGAACGAGGAGACCUGUGACUGGCCGCGCAGUCCCGUGCUGCCCGUCUACUGCGACCACUGAGCCACCAGCACCCCCCGGGGCCCCUCGACUACUGCAUAUGUAGCACUACCAACUGUCCCAAUACGUCUGCAGCAAGCCAGGUCCUUACAGCUGCCACGAAUAGAAUGAACGAACCUUUGAUUAUAUGUGUGACACCAGCCAGCCUAGCCGAAUGACAAUCCUUGACGGUAGGAUCGAAACAAAAACAAACAAAAAAAUGUAAUACAGUCAUAAGUUAAAAAAAAAAAAACGAAGUCUGGCUCUGUUGCUCCAAUAAGGAAGAUCGAUAGAGAUAGAUAGCUAUGUACCCUGUAUCGAUAUAACUGUCGAGAGCCACCAUUUUAUUAGUUAAUGUGUCACACAUGUGCAUAUUUUCAUACGCAUUCGUUCUAUUCGCCAGCUCUUGUGAAACUGUACAAACGUAGUUAAGUUCCCAUACACAAAACAAUACGGCGUAAGUGUUUCAUACAAAACUUGUGUUUAAAAUGAGAACGAAACUUCGUUUUAUAUGGUAGUGAACGGCCGAACUUGCUGCGAGACUUGCAUUUGUAAGGAACGUUGUUACAUAUUUUUUUAAUGAUCUGAUGUGGAUGUGAGGCCCCUUGCAGUUAACGUCUGGCACUGGCCUAAGGCCUAUAUUACACUAACAUAGACAACAUGCCGUCCUUCUUCUUCACGUUGGAGAAAAAGGGAGGCAUACUGACCUAUGAUGAGUGUACUAUCGGCCUAUGUGGCUUAACUAGGGGCUGCACUUUUCCAAGUCUCCACUUUCCAUCAAUCGGUUUUUAGAGUUAGUUCCUAAAUGUGUAUUAAGGAUAUUUAUUUUGACGAGCGAAGUGCAGUCCGUAGUACCUCAGUAUAGUUGUGUCCGGUAUAUAAGGCAGCUUGUACGUCAGCUGAUGAAAGUAUGUGAUCCCAAUUUUGAAAAGUCAAAAGUCCGUGAUCCUGAGAGGCGUGUUCCGAGUAUUUAGUCUUUUACGAUAUGUCACUGUGUACACUGAAUAUUUUUGUUAGUCUAAAAAUUGAAGGAAGUAAUUCCGACUUAAGCAAAAACUAAUUUUUGUAAGUAUAAACACAGUGAGGUAUCGCAGGAGACAGUAAGUUUAGUUUAUUGGUUAAGACAUGGUCUAGUGCCAGUUUAAGCGUGUUUUAACGUUUUUUAAACGAAAAUAGGUAAUUUUUCUACAAAUUUACAGUUUUAAGAUUAAAUAGUGCAAUUCAAGUCGAAAUUUGUCUUGACAUUUUUGGAGUAUUAUUGAAUUUCGUUUAUUGCAUGUGUCCCGGGCGCCGCUUAUUCCAAAGACGAAGUCAUACAGGCGCAAAUAUAUACUUAAACGUAUUAAAUACUUAGAUUAAGUUAAACAUUUCUUCUCUUUAUUAUUUUUCCUUGGUCGCGCUCGUAUGGCCGAGUCAUAUUGUAAACUAAUAUCAGUCUCUUAAGCUUUAUUAAAUUUAAUUGUAAUUAAUAGUUUUUAUUUCGAGUGAGCGGCGACCGAGUCGCCCAUAGCUUUCUACUGUGAUGAUUUUUAUAAGAAAAUGUUGAAAGAAAAUUCCAUAUUGCGUAGUUGUUAAGGAUACCCAUGCGAGACAGCGCGAGUGUGAUGUAACGAUAUCCACCGAAAUGAAGUGUAUGAAAAGUAAAUUAUUUACUAUAAUAUGAUAAUUAAUAUAUUUUCUCUUUAAAUACCACUGACUAACUCUCAAAUGAAGAGUUUCAAAAUUUCAUAACAUUUAAUCUAAAACGUUGGCAUUAUUAUUUUCAUUUAUUUACAUUAUUUUAUAGCUUAAUAAUAUAUCUUAUAAAAUAUUUCGAUUAUUUCAUAAUUAUGUCUAGCUAUAAACGAAUAAAUGACAAAAAAAUUACAAAUCUUUGAAAAAAUAAAAAAAAUGAUCUCAGGUAAAGUUUUCAAUCUGUCGCGAAGUAUCAAGAAAAUAAAUAAAAAAAAAACAAAUGUAAAAGCGUGAGCGGCGUGUCUAUGGUUUGCAUUUUGUCGCUUUUCAAAAAACGCACGCCGCUCGCGCUUAAAAAAUCUUUCUAAGAUUUUAUAACGUAGCCUUAAACAGAGUCAUGUAUCGUGUGUAGUGAGGUGAAAAUGUGUCUUAAAAAAUGUAAAAAAAAAAUGUCCAAAAAUCUUAGUAGCUAGUAAAACCUGUGAUUAAGUCUUAUCAAUAAUGUUUCACUUUUUGAGCAUUUUUACUGGUGCAAAAAUCGAGAAAUAAAUAUUAAUAAGAGUUAAUAUGAUACUAAUGUCUUUCUAUCAAUAAUUUGUAAAGACAUGAAAUAUUGCUUUCUCUUUAGAGCGAAACGUGUUACAAAUACUACAAAUUUUCAAACAUGUUUUUACAAGUUAUUUUGUUCUAUCUUCUGAAUAUGAUUAGCUUAAGUGUAAAUUGGCAUUUUGUGUGACUGGAUACAGUAUUGAAGACUCGACCACUGAAACUAACACUAUCGUCAUCUAUAAUUUGAACAUAUGAAUCAAAACUGUGCCUACAAGGUAGGGAUGUCACGAAUGUCGCAUGUGUCACAUUCGCGAAUGCGAAUGCGAAUAUUCAGAAUGCGAAUGUGCGAAUGCGAAUGCGAAUAUCGCUGAAUUUCAUAAAAAACCAAAAUAAAAACCAA
Leguminivora glycinivorella is the source of this 4271-nucleotide messenger RNA. RefSeq names its product cyclin G (gene CycG). The record is from RefSeq and is a predicted model, not a curated record. Lineage: Eukaryota; Metazoa; Arthropoda; Insecta; Lepidoptera; Tortricidae. The transcript is spliced from 10 exons. The coding region runs from base 629 to 1672 and encodes 347 amino acids.